Molecule: messenger RNA, 1958 nt
Organism: Amaranthus tricolor (Joseph's coat)
Lineage: Eukaryota; Viridiplantae; Streptophyta; Magnoliopsida; Caryophyllales; Amaranthaceae
Product: protein SLOW WALKER 1
Exons: 1
Coding region: 130-1722 (530 amino acids)
Biological process (GO): positive regulation of transcription by RNA polymerase I; rRNA processing
Cellular component (GO): nucleolus
Molecular function (GO): protein binding
Source: RefSeq, a predicted model, not a curated record
GUUUAAACCCUAAAUACGCAGUCUCUCACAACUGACGCCCUCGUCUCUCCUAAUUCCCAUUAACAAAACCUUAAACCCUCUCCCUUCUUCUCCCUUUCCUCUUCUCUUAAUCCUCCAUAGCCAAUAUCCAUGGCAGAUCUUCAAACCUUCCCUACAAAACCUCGUCUAAAACCCACCUCCAAACAACCCAAUAGAUCCCCUGAAUCCAAGUAUUGGAAAUCUUUCAAAACCCACCAAAUUUCUGGCCUUGUUUCUUCAAUUACCUCCAUUAAUUUUUCCCCUCUUUCUCCACACCAUUUCGCAGCUACCUAUGGUGCUUCUCUCUCUUUUUUCAACCCACAUCACCCUUUCACCCCUACGGAACCUCUUUCCACUAUCCACUCCUUCAAAGACACCUCGUUUUCUGCAUCAUUUCGCUCCGAUGGCAAACUCCUUGCUGCAGGUUGUCAGUCUGGAACCAUCCACGUUUUUGAGGCUAAAACCCGAAAUAAUCUUCGACAAUUGAAAGGACAUACUCGUCCUGUAAGGUUAGUUCAAUACCCACGAAAUGAUCUUUUGCAUUUAUUUUCUGCUUCGGAUGAUUCUAUAGUUAAGUACUGGGAUGUUGCUACUGAAACUUCUUUGAAUAAUUUAAUGGGUCACAAAGAUUAUGUUAGAAGUGGAUCCCCUUCUCCUGUUGAUGAUAAUUUGUUUGUUACUGGGUCAUAUGAUCACACUGUAAGGGUUUGGGAUAUUAGGGGUUUCGCUUCAGGUUCAAAUUCAUCAGCCAUGGUGAUAAACCAUGGAAAACCUGUGGAAGACGUUCAAUAUUUACCCUCUGGUGGGUUGAUUGCCACUGCUGGAGGGAAUGUGGUGAAGAUUUGGGAUGUAAUUGGAGGUGGGAGAUGUUUGUAUACUUUAGAAACUCAUAAUAAGACUGUUACAUCAAUUUGUGUUGGUAAAAUGGGGAAAGAUAGUGGGGAUGAAUCUGAUCAAUACCGUCUUUUGAGUGUUUCUUUAGAUGGGUAUUUCAAAGUUUUUGAUUAUUCAAAGCUGAAAGUUACAUUUUCAAUGAGGUUUCCUGCACCUUUGUUGUCAGUAGGGUUUUCCCCAGAUUGUUCGACACGAGUAAUUGGAACCUCAAAUGGGAUUAUAUACAUGGGGAAAAGGAAGGAGAAAAUCGACGAAAAACCUAGUAUUGAUCAAGGGUUUUUAGGAUUUCAGUACAGGGAUGAACCUAAGAGGGUUUUAAAGCCAUCGUCUUUUAGGUAUUUUCAUCGCGGGCAGAGUGAAAAACCGAAAGGGGGUGAGUAUUUGAUAUUAAAGCCAAAGAAAGUUAAAUUAGCUGAGCAUGAUAAGCUAUUAAAGAAGUUUAGGCACAAAGAUGCUUUUGUAGCUGUUCUUCAGAGGAAGAACCCGGAAAAUGUGGUUGCUGUAAUGGAAGAAUUGAUAGCAAGGAAGAAAUUGUUCAAAUGUGUGUCGAAUUUGGAUGUCGGGGAGCUUGAGAUGUUGUUGGGGUUCUUGCAAAAGUAUACUACUCUUCCUAGGUAUGCUGGUUUGUUGAUGCCAUUUGCUAGUAAGGUUAUUCAGAUGCAAGCUGAGGAACUUCGAUCUAAUGAUAAACUUAAGUCCCAAAUUAGGAAUUUGAAACGGUCGAUUCAGGAAGAGUUGAGGAUACAACAAUCAUUGCUGGAAAUACAGGGAAUAAUUUCUCCCUUGAUGAGAAUUGCAGGGAGGAGAUAGAACAACCUGCUGUAAUGGCUUUGAAUGUAGUUCUAGUCUAAGAUAGACUUAAGCACAAGUUUGCUUCAUUUUUGCUCUCUACUUCUUUAAGACUAUAACUAAGAAUUGAGGUUAUACUUUAUAUUCAAGGUAUCAUCUUUUGCUCCAGUUACUUUUUGAUUUUCAACAUUAAGUAAAAAAUCAUUGUUUGUACUUGCAGUGUGUUUAUCUAGUUGUUAUAUAUUAAGGUUUUGACA